AUGGUCCGCGAAUGGAGGCGACUGAAGAAGAUCGACGAUCUCACCUAUAUUGGAGAAUGUGAUUCUGAGCAUCCGGCCGCCCGAGUUUUUGGAGGCCAUGUUUUGGCUCAAGCCAUGUCUGCAGCAUAUUAUACGGCACCAGAGGGAUUCUACGUGCACGCGGUGCAUUGUUAUUUUAUUCGAGGAGGAGAAGAAUCAAUUCCAAUCACCUACAAUGUAAAAAUCAUCCGAGAUGGUCGGAAUUUCGCAAUCCGAUAUGUGGAAGCUGUACAACAUGGAAAAGUGAUUCAUUUGGCGGAGUUUUCAUUGCAAAAGCUUGCCAGCGUCAAGGACACCUUCUCCCUGACUCCAGAAUUCCCAACCCAUGUUCCAGGCCCAGAUGGUCUUAUCAGCAACAUCUCUGGGCGUCAUCAAAAGGUAGCUGAAGGAUUCGACGCUCGUGAAUUACGGGGACAAGUCACCGAACGAAUGGCACCAAGUCUAGAAAUCCGACCAGCCGAUUUGAAUAUGUUCCUUCAUGGAACAGGUGGAAUCAAUCAGAAACAAUAUCUAUGGAUUAGGUAUAAGAUUCCUGUUGAUAAGACUGAUUAUAUGCUGAGACAUGCUACAAUUGUGUACCUUUCUGAUUUGGAGUUGGUUACAACUGGUGCAUUGUGUUUUGAUGAUAAAAUGUUCAAAUUGCAAACUUCAAUGGACCAUUCUGCAUGGAUUCAUCAGUAUGAAUUCGACAUAAACGACUGGAUACUGUAUGAGCAAGAAUGUGUGGCAAACUCGAACCAUCGAAGUCUAAUCCAUGGAAGAUUAUGGUCCAGGGAUGGAAAAUUGAUCAUGUCAACAUCCCAGGAAGCGCUGAUUUACAAAGUUCAACCCAGUAAAAUUUAA
Caenorhabditis briggsae is the source of this 882-nucleotide messenger RNA. The transcript has 7 exons. Lineage: Eukaryota; Metazoa; Nematoda; Chromadorea; Rhabditida; Rhabditidae. Gene Ontology annotation, biological process: fatty acid catabolic process; acyl-CoA metabolic process. Bases 1 to 882 code for a protein of 293 amino acids. Gene Ontology annotation, molecular function: fatty acyl-CoA hydrolase activity. The record is from RefSeq and is a predicted model, not a curated record. Gene Ontology annotation, cellular component: peroxisomal matrix.